AUAUUGUCCACUAGGUGGCAGAAACGAGCAACAAGAGUUCAGUACAGCGUCAGAAUGCUUUUCCACGUGGGCUGUACAAACAUUUGGACUUCUUUCAUUGCUUCGUUUUCAUUAAAGCGUUGCACAUCACAACUCACCUACGUGCACGAGCACAAACACACCUUCAGCAGUUUCCUUUAUGUGAUAUUAUGAGCCUUGCUAUGGCAGCCAAGCCCUUAGUUAUGUUCUAAAGAAUUUGGCAACGACUCAAGGUUUUAUCCUCCUUUUCGUUCAGUUCUAAAUUCUUCCACUGAGGAAGCGUACGCUGCUGAUGAUGCAUGAAUAGAGUUUGCAAUCAAGGCCACGAAUUCUCCCCACUCAAUGUAAUAAGUGAGACGGGGUUAAUGCACUCUAACAAAGUGUGCACGCAUGAUAACAUCAUAAUACACCACAGGGGAUGCUCUGGCCAGUCUUCCUGCACUAGGCACUCAAUGUAAUUAAACUAGAAGGUUCCCUUGGGUGCAUGCAGGGUGGGGUACGGGAGUGGGGGUCGAAGGUUUGCUGGUGUAGGAGGGCUAGAAGCGACAGGACAGGCCUUUCCUCAGGAAAACAUAUCACCUUCCACCACAAUAGAGCUCACCAGGAAACCAUGGGCAGCCACAUUGCUCUCUUGAGUCAAUGAAUACUUUCAGACACACUCUCACACUCAUCAGUCACACACGCACACAAAAGCCUGCACACUCCAGGAUGACACGCUACUGAAAGACUGUGAGAAUAGCUUCUCAGGUGUGAAACAGGUAACGUCUUUAAUAGAUGGUGUCUACUCGUCAGACACUUCACCAGGUCUAAUCGCAAGUGCAACCAUGCCCAUUCUAAAGAAGCUCCCAGGUAGGUCAAAGAGCUGCCAUGAAUUCCCCAGAGUGAAUGGUGAACUUAUUCUCUCGAGGCUUGAAUUGGACCUCAAGGACUUGAAUGAUCUUAAUGAUCUGAAGGAGUUGCACAACCUGAAAGAGCUGAAAAAGAACCUAAACCCAUUUGAGGAUGUUGACCUGGAUGAGGAUGAGAGGAACGACGGUGACACGGGCCUCAUCAUGGGGGACGUCAGGGGUAACCUACAGCUCAGGUCCUCUCGUGAUGGAGAAGAGGAAGAAAAUGAACUCAACGCCGAGAGACACGGGGCGGGAAAUCCCAAAGGAAAGCCGCUAAGGGGCACCCUGGAGCGGAUUUGUGGUGUGUCACCACUGAAAACCCUUGGAAAAUUGGGCAAGGGGCUCCGCAAAUCUGGACGAAGCGUGUGGGGGCACAACUCACCACACUAUAGCCCCGGAGACUCAUACACACUCCCAACAGAGAGAGAAAAAAGGAAAGGACUACGCAGAAGCUCAGAGGGAAUUAUGACUCUAUUCCGCAUUACUGGCCGUUGUAAAGAGGAGCGCAGAGAAAGCCUGCCCUGUGGGGACCUGAGUGCAGACAACGAGGCGGAGGCUUCUAGGCGGUCCUCCUUCCUCAGGAUGGUCAGCCUUGGCAAGCUGAAGAGGGAAUCCAUGUCCGACAAGGCCUCAGAGGAGACUGAGGAUGAAUCAGAGGAAGAGGAGCCAGUGGUCAAAACCAGAGAGCCCCUUUCAGUACUGGAGAUUCUACAGUUAGUCAAUCAUCGAGACCUGCUCCUUGCCGACACACAUAUUCAGGAACUAGAACGAGAGUGUGAGCUGUUGUCUCUCCUGCCAACUCCAACUGGUCCCCUCCUCAGUCAUCCUUUUAGUCCCUGCAGUCCUCUUGGCAUGAUUCCCCAAUCAUGUUCAUCUUUGGAUGAGUCACUCAGUUCCAACGCAACUCUGGAUUCAAGUCGCCGGAAAGAGAAGGAUGUAGAGCUCCUCUAUGAGGCUUUGAUGAAGGAGAUGUGGGAUGUCGUGAGAGAAUCUCUCCGGCAACCCAGCGCUGGGCCCAAUCUUGGGCUUGUGGUACUGGUUAUUCAACAGGAAGAGCAUGCAGAUGUAACCUGGGCUCUCAGAGGGGACAGUAAGCCAGAACGAGAUCCGGACGUGGCUCCCCAGACCCAACAAAGCCACCGUCCUCGGCGAAUGAAGAUGAAGUGGAGAGAAGCUGUGGCAGAGGCUGCUGAUUGGAGCCUGCCGCACCAGGUGGACACUCAGGCAGGCCAGCUGGCGUCAUACCUGGAGCGCCUGAGGAGUCGGAUGGUGGAUGACGUGGACGCAGCCAAGAGGAACGCCGUGUCCAUUUACCCUGAGGAGUUCUCUGCGUUUCAGGUGUAUGUGGAAAGUUAUCAUCAAGCCGUGGCUAAACGUCUAAGAAACCUUACCCGUGGCCCACUGCAGAUAACUGAUGUCUACUCACUGUUGGACUGGUUCUACAACAUCUACAACCGUGAUGUUCUGGGAACCAUUGGCACUGCAACGCCAAUCAACUAUGCCUCCCUGGAACCUAUUCUGCCUCCAGACACGGUGGACCAAUUAGAAAAGGAGUGCCUUAAUAUUGUCAAAGAGAAGGUGACAAAAGAGUUAAUUCAGGUUCUGGAUGACGAAGAGAGACGAUGGGCCCAUACUCUACACAUAGAGGAAUAUCAAUCCCACCUAGCACGCUCGGUCAUUCAGAGGCUGAAAGUAGAUCUAGACAAAUCUACAUCUGUAAACCAGUUCCUAGGGGCAAGAGUGGCUCGCUUUAGUCUCAUCGGCUUGGCUGACUUUCUUUAUAGUUUUCAGAGAAAAGUAGAGAUGUUUCAUGAGACCCAGGCAGAGUUUGGUGAUCGAGGUGAUGGAUAUGUUUCCAGGACCAUUGCUCUAGUCAACUGCUGCCCUCCUCUCAGAUCCUUCGUGGAGCGCUGCAGGCAGUGUGACCCACAGGCCAGCGAGGACUCAGCAAAGAGAGCCAACUCCUCCCUGGAUAGGAUCAUCAACCAGUCUGUGAGGGUGCUGGCUGAUCGGCUGUUUGAGCACAUCAGGCCCUUUUUUGACAAAAUGAUCAAGAGAAAAUGGCUGAACAACACAGACACAUUUGAGGCCAUUGAAGCCAGCGUUAAACAACACUUCAAAAAGUUCAGAAGGAUGGAUCCUCCACCGUAUCAGACGCUGGUGGGUGAGGUUCACCGUCGGGUCCUGGUAGAAUAUGUCCGAGCCAUCAUGCGGGGACGGCUCAUUUGCACCUCCUCCAAGAUGAGAAAGAGAAUGGCUUUCCGCUUACAAGAUGAAGCCAAACAACUUAAAGGACUCUUUAAGGAUUUGGAAUCAAGUUCAUCUUGGUUGGACGGUCUCAUCUGCCACCUCGCUGACAUUGUUCUCCUGGAAGACACACCCUCCAUCCAAAUGGAGGUUGCCGUCUUGGUGAAAGAGUUUCCAGAUAUUCGGCAGAAGCAUGUCUCCACCCUGCUGAACAUACGAGGCAUGAUGCGUCAGACGGAGCGUCUCGAGAUCCUCAACAUAGUCAAAGACUUUCAGUGCAGCUCUGCCUUAAUCUGCCGCGACCGUGCCAUCUUUUCUGAGAUCCCCAUUACCUCCGAGGUGCACUGCAUUAGCCUGGGAUUCCUGCGUCUUGCCAUGGCUGUCGCCAACUGGUUCUCGGAGCACCGACCAAGGCAAACCCGCAGGAAAAUAGCCAGAAACACAAGACUUCAAUCCACCGAGAGUCAGAACAUUGAAGACACAAAUAAAUCCAACAGAGAAGAAUAGCUAUUGGUGUGAAUGUGAGAAGAGCAGUUACAGUCAUACUGUGAUGGGAUGAGACAUACCUGUAUAUGCACCUUGACAAAAAACAAACAAAAAAAACAAAAAAAAACCCAAUGUUGACAGCGCCAGCUUUUAUACAAGCAGCAGGGUAAAGAAACUUGACUUGAGGUACUGCUCGUUCUGUUCACGCUCACAAAAAACUAUUCUGAGUUUUUUUUUUUUUUUUGGUCUAAACAGUCCAUGGACAGACACAAAAGAAACAGCAAUUCAUCUUAAGUUGUUUUGGGGCCCACAACCAGUAUGAAAUGAUAAUGCCAUCAUAAGCAGAGGCAAUUCAAUAUGAUGCUUUGUUGUUUAUCAUUUAUUUACCAGGUGAUAAAAAUAUAUACUGUACCCAUUAAUGGUUUAUAUACUAUGGCAAGAUAGUGAUGUGUUGAACUCUCACUGUGAAUGAUAUGGAUCCAUUGCUGGAAACCUAAUAAAGACCCAUUGAUUGGGUGGAUGGAGUAGA
Hippocampus comes (tiger tail seahorse) is the source of this 4170-nucleotide messenger RNA. It is a transcript of the gene exoc3l2a, whose product is annotated as exocyst complex component 3-like 2a. Bases 843 to 3662 code for a protein of 939 amino acids. The transcript has 14 exons. Gene Ontology annotation, cellular component: exocyst. Gene Ontology annotation, biological process: exocytosis; exocyst localization. NCBI's taxonomy places the organism in Eukaryota, Metazoa, Chordata, Actinopteri, Syngnathiformes, Syngnathidae. The record is from RefSeq and is a predicted model, not a curated record. Gene Ontology annotation, molecular function: SNARE binding.